Messenger RNA from Sodiomyces alkalinus F11, 1710 nucleotides. RefSeq lists its product as hypothetical. Bases 1 to 1710 code for a protein of 569 amino acids. The transcript is spliced from 2 exons. The record is from RefSeq and is a predicted model, not a curated record. NCBI's taxonomy places the organism in Eukaryota, Fungi, Ascomycota, Sordariomycetes, Glomerellales, Plectosphaerellaceae.
AUGUUCCUCCACUCGGGGGCCAGCCUCCACGGCCACGAGUUUUCGAAGCGUCCUCCCGCAGCAGCAGGGAACCAGAACGCCGCCCAUGCUGCCCACGCUGCGCAUCGCUUACGAUCCGCCUUUGUAGGGGUGAACCCUCCUCGUCGUCCCUCGUCUCCUUCCUCCGACCAGACCGCUUCACCCUCUCGUCGAGUCUCCUUUGGGCCUACUCCGUCUUCGCCCCUCACUCGUGCUGCUCGUCCUUGCCCAGCCCGCCCCGUCUCCUUUCCGGCGUCUUUCGAAAAGCAACACGUCGUACGAUUCCAGGACGAGCCUGCUGUAGUCGGCAAUAAUAGCACGACAUGUGCAAGUCCCUCCUACGCCACGAGCGAAGAAGACUCCCUGUCGGAUCACAGCGGCACCACCGUCUCGGAGAGUACCGUACGCGCAUGUAAGAAACGACGAGUCCAACGGGGUCCGAGUUCGAGUUCGCGGCCGAGGCAGGCCACUAGCUUUGUCCUCGCCUACCCGCCCCCGACGCUGCGCACCAAACAGCGCCGAUUCGUGCAAAUCCGACCGCGUCUCCUCCUGCAGCUCCGCCAGCUCUCGCCCGACAAGCGGCCGAAGCCCGCCAUCGACGUCCUCGCCACCUGCGUCAUCGCCGGCACGCACGCCGUGCCCCGGCUCGUACGGCACGUUCCGGCCAUGGUCAGGGCGUUGCGGGGCAGCAGCCUGGGUCGGGACGACCUGGUGAUAGCCAAGAGCGAGGACUACGACGCCCCGUCGUACGGGAAAGACGAUACCACGAGCGAGAAGGACCUGGAGAAGCGGGAGUGGGUCGCUGUCGUUUCUCCGCUUUCUCCGCUUUUUCCGCUUUUUCCGCUUGCGCCGUCGUCGCGGGACCAGGGGCGGAACGAGUCGGUGGAUCGGGCCGAGAUCGUCCUAGCCGACGGUGCUGCGUGGACGGCCAAGACGCUGCCGAACGGGUCGUACGAGUUUGUCCAUGUUGAUGAUGCCGCGGGGCGGACGAGGACGGCGAGAUGGGUGAAAAGGAGCGCCAAGGCGGGCAGGACGGCAGCUACGGCUGGGGGCGCGGUGUCCCCUGCGCCGGAUGCCGAAUCGAGGUUCACUUUCAGCAUGAUCGACCCUGGGUCGCGACGGCACCCUAUCCUGGCGACACUGACGCCGUCCCAUCUGGAGGUCAUGCGCUCGUACAAACCGCCUCUGCGUUCCGCUGCGGCGCCGCCCUCUUCGCCCGGUUUUCGCGGAGACGACGACGACGACGCUGCUGUCGGUUCUCCUCCGUCGCGAAGGUCUCUCCCCGUCGACGAGGCCACGCGGAACUUGAUCAUGGCGACCUCGGUCUGGGUAUCUCUCCAUGCCGGGCACGGCUGGCCGGCGCAGGCCCCCAAGCCGCCCAUCCCGUUACCGGUCGGCAGCGGAGUGGGUGGUCAUCGGUCGUCGGACCGCCAGGAACCCGCACCCGUCGUUGACCGAUGCGACGACGUCUCGGUCUCGCACGUCGACUACAACGAGUACCACCCCCCGGCGAGCGCUCUCUACGGGAGCGGCCUACAUGCUACGGCGCCAGGCCAAGCUGGAAGGCAACAAGUCCGCAACGGCAACGGCCAGAGGAGGAGUGGUAAACACGGGCCAACGGGGGGCGUUGGGAGGUUCGAAAGACUCGUCGGAGGAGGUGGGCGUUGGGGGAGGGAAACAGAGUAUGUGUAA